This is a messenger RNA of Colletotrichum tamarilloi, 3135 nucleotides long. RefSeq lists its product as uncharacterized. Lineage: Eukaryota; Fungi; Ascomycota; Sordariomycetes; Glomerellales; Glomerellaceae. Gene Ontology annotation, molecular function: protein binding. The transcript has a single exon. The record is from RefSeq and is a predicted model, not a curated record. The coding region runs from base 1 to 3135 and encodes 1044 amino acids.
AUGUGGCUUAUUGACACCGAUAGCCUCAAACUCGUAGAAGUGCAGGGCGACCCCCAGGAGGAGUACGCGAUCUUGUCUCACACCUGGGGCAGCGACGAAGUCACGUUCCAAAGCUUCCAAGCGCUCGGCUUGGCCUCGGACACGGCACCCGGUCCGGGGUCGGGCUCCGCGGAGGCGGCCGACCAGAUCCGCUCCACCAACGGCUUCCGCAAGAUACGAGAUGCAGCCAAUCUGGCCAAGAGCCAUCGCCACCGCUACCUCUGGGCCGACACCUGCUGCAUCGACAAGACUAGCAGCGCCGAGUUGUCGGAGUCCAUCAACUCCAUGUACCGUUGGUACGAAAAGGCAGCCAUUUGUUACGCGUUCCUCUCCGACGUGGAGCCAGUUUCCGUGCAGAGCCCGUUUGCCAAGGAUUCGAGUUUCCAGAAUAGUCGGUGGUUUACCCGAGGAUGGACGUUGCAGGAGCUCAUUGCGCCAAAGACUGUUGAGUUCUACGCCGGGGACUGGUCUUAUAUCAACACAAAGCAGUCGAGAAAUGUCUUUUGCCAGCUGCUUGCCAGGAUUACUGGCAUUGACGAGCAGGUGCUCUCUGGUACAUCAUUUCUCAGCGACAUCAGUGUCGCGAAUAAGAUGCGAUGGGCAGGGCAUCGACAGACGACGCGACCGGAAGACAAAGCAUACUGCCUGAUAGGAUUGUUCAAGGUAAACAUGCCCUUGCUCUACGGUGAAGGUGACCGCGCUUUCACGCGUCUGCAAGAAGAGAUCCUCAAAGAGAGCGAUGACCAGUCCUUGUUUCUCUGGGGGCUGCCAGAGGACGUUCAACCCUCGGAUGACCUCUUCGGCCUGCUUGCAAGUUCACCAAGCUCAUUCUCAAUGGUCGGCUUUGACCAUGUGCGACCUCUACCUCCUUCAGAAUCCCAGGAUAGUGCGCCAACCAGUGUCACUAAUCAAGGGCUCCGAACGAAUAUCCUCCUCAUCCCCCGACAGCCGGAUGGAGAUGAGUACUACGCUCUUUUGGAUUGCAUAGUCUCCAAGGCCGACUCUGCCAGCGAGGAGAUGAGCCCUUGCAUCAUUCUACAACGACUUUGGAGUGACCAGUUUGCAAGAGUUGCCUCUGAAGAGGGCUCUGUCAUCUUGUUUCCUUUGGAUCAUUUCGAUGACGCUGAGGGGACGUACGAGAACAUCUACGUAAAGGAAAACCCAUUCUACGCACUCCCUGAACUCAGUGUGAAAACAAAGCUUCGGCCCAACUCAAAGGAUGCUGUUUCACAUCUUGCCUUCACCAUUCACGAAGCAUAUCCGCCGGAAAGAUGGGACACCACACUAUCCGUGAUACGGACUAAAGAGCCGCACUCGAACCGCGCGAUGGUCGUUUUGCGCUUGAUGUCACUUGAUCAAAGCCAGCGAUCAGUCGUAGAUGUUGCCAUUGGGCUCCGUCGGGUCAGGAGACGGUGGGAAGUGUGCUACGAGAAGCAUCCUUACACUGGCAACAGUCUCGAGUCCGUCUACCUGGAGUUUUCUGAAAUUGCUACUACAUCAGAUGGCCCUGCAUCGUACCAAAACUCAAAAGGCUUGGGUUUCAUCACCAUCGACGCCAAAGAGUCUCAAAGAAGAGGCCGUCGAUUUAUUCAGCUAGAAGUUUCCGGUACUUCGGAACUUCUCUUUGCACCAAGUGACGAGGGUGUUCUGUCAAGUACGCCUAGGCGAACUCCAGAGCCGCAAGAGCCUGUCGUACUGUUUGACGAGGUCGGCGCAGUUACGCGUUGCUGUUGCUAUCAAGAUAGGUUCACCCUUAUGCUGGCACCGACACUUCCCAUACCCGAGGGAGUGAGGACAAAGACGGCAGUCAACAUUGCCAUUCGAUUUGGAAAUGAACUUCACGCCGUCAAGAUUGAGCAAAGUAAGCCAUACGCCGAUUUGAUUCGGGCCGUUCGCGCGCGAAGUGAUAGGGAUCUCCAGUCUCUUGCAAGGCAACGAAGAGGUCUUCUUGAGCUGCGGACAGAAGAGUUUGACGACUUCAGAGCCAUUCACUGGGCCGCAACUCUUGGUUCGCUAUCCAUGCUCAAGACGUUGUUGAAGCUAGGUGCGAAUACCAUGAGUCAAACCAGAAGCGGCUUUAUGGCUGUUCAUCUUGCUGUACUCAAUGGGCACUUUAACCUCGCUGCAUAUCUUCUGGAAGAAGAGAGAGAGUCAAAUCUAAAGAAAAGACCCGACAUUCUGCAGGGUAUUACAACCGAGGUCUUGCAAGCUGAAGCCGAGAUCGCGUUUUACUCUGGAACCGACCCCGACAUUCUGCACAAGUUCACGACAAAAAGACUCGAGACCAUUCUCCAUCUCUUCUCUGCAUAUGCGCCUGCCGGACUGGCAAAUCACAGGAUACGGAAGAUUAUUGAUUUGAUCAAAGAGGACUUCCUCGGCUCGCACUCGUUCCCACACAUCAACGACCUAGGCGAGCUUCCGCUGCAUCGGGCGGCAGCCACCGGCAACAUGCAGGCGGUAGACGCACUGACCAAGAUGAUGGGCACAACUAAACACAUCGACGCCAGAGACAAUGCCGGACGAUCAGUUCUCUUCCACGCAGCCUGCGGGGGCAGCAAAGAAGUCAUUCGUGGCCUGGCCGACUUGGGUGCCUCGAUAGACGUUGGAGAUGACUACGGCCGCAGCCCGUUACAUGCCGCCGUCAUGGCCGAUCAACCACCAGCCGCCAACGCGCUUCUCAAGUUGGGGGCGAAAGCGGACAACGUCACCCAUGCACUCGGUUUGACCCCCUUGCAUUUCGCAUGUCUUUAUGGGUCUAUCGGCUGCACUUACGAGCUCUUGAAGAGCGACGGGUCUGGACCGGCGGACUUGAACCGAUGGUCGAGCGGCGAGUAUGCCUUUUUCCAACCGAUCCAUCUAGCUGUUGCCAAUGAUCAUGUUGAGAUUGUGACUCGGCUUGUGAUGCUAGGAUGCGACUUAGAAGGCCGCUGCAACGGUUAUCUGAAGCUUGAGAAAACCGAUGGUCCCGACGGACGAAUAGGCAGAUUGGUGAGAUUAGAAUCACCAUUGACGGCUCUUGAUCUGGCCAUUGUUCUUGGUAAGAAGGAUAUGCUGCCAGAGCUACAGCAAACCAACGCAGCUCGACGGCACGAAUAG